This is a messenger RNA of Cyclospora cayetanensis, 2324 nucleotides long. RefSeq lists its product as uncharacterized. The transcript has 7 exons. Gene Ontology annotation, cellular component: nucleus. The annotation marks the transcript as partial. Gene Ontology annotation, biological process: regulation of transcription by RNA polymerase II. Gene Ontology annotation, molecular function: transcription cis-regulatory region binding. Lineage: Eukaryota; Apicomplexa; Conoidasida; Eucoccidiorida; Eimeriidae. The record is from RefSeq and is a predicted model, not a curated record.
AUGCAUAGAGCAGCCGAUGCAGCGCAUCCCCUCUGCAGUCGGACCAGCAGAAGAGCCAACGAAUUCGCGAGAGGAUUUCGCGCAUGUUUCUUCGUCUGUUCUUCUAGAGCAGCAAGGCUCGAGGUGCCACAAGCCACAGAUGUUUGCGCUUGCGGUGCUUUUUGGAGAUGGCCCCCUCAAUUCUGCGACUUGUUGCCAACACUCUUAGGACCAGCAGCCGUGUGCAACUCGUUGCUGCAGCUGUCAUUUGGGGUGUAUAUGCAUGUGCUGGUUCGGCAGCAGCAGAUCGCGGUGAGCCUCUCAGACCUUGCUCAGCUGCAGCGGCCAGCUGUUCAGCAGCUGCUGCUGCAUCGUGUGCUGCUGAUGCAGCGCGCUUGGCGGCAAACCACGACUUUGUACGUUUGGAAUCUGCUGCAGCAGCAGAUACAGCAGCAGAUGGAGCAGCAGCAGCAGCCUCAGCUCAAAAUUGUGAUGCUCAAACUUCCGCCGCUUACAAAACAACUGCAGCUGACACCGCUCAAGCACUUUGCGUUUUGCCAGUGCUCCGGAGAGGCGGUUCGCGCGAUACUUACGGAAAACGACACCAGUGUCGAGAGCAGAACCUGCAGCAGCAGCUCUACCAGCAGCAGCAGCUCUACCAGCAGCAGCAGCUCUACCAGCAAGACGAGCGUGAGCAGCAAAGAUCGCAUUUCUUCUUGCUGCUGCUGCAGCAGCAAGAAGCGGGGUGUCUUGGCAGACACCUGGUUUGGGCAAGGGAUGCUGCGGCGGCUUUGGCUUCGUAAUUGUGCUCUCUCAGUCCAGGGCAUGCAUAAAAUAACAAUUUCUCUCUUGAUGCCUCUUCGGAAGCAGCUCAGAGAACUGCUUUUACAGCACUGCAGGCUAGACUGCUGCGAUGCGCUGGUGCUCGCCAACUGCCUCCGUGAAAUGGAAGUUCUCGAGGUGCUCGAUCUAAGCAACAAUGAAAUUAAGGACGGCGGAGCAGCCAUGCUGCUGGCAGCAGUGCACCACGGCAGCUGGCCAGUAAUGCAGCAGCAGCAGCAGCAGCAGCAGCACAGUGAGUGGCAGCAGCAGCACAGUGAGUGGCAGCGUGCUAAGAAGAGGGAUAGCAACGGAGAGGAUGUGCUUAAAACGGAUGCUCUGCAGCAGGAGGAGGCGCAGGAGACCGAUGUGCUCCCUGAAGAGGCUGGGGAGAGGUGCCGCACUGCAGUGUACAGACACCUGAGGAGGGUCGACCUGGGUGGCAACGAUCUCUCAGGCACAGAUAUGUUGGUGCCGAUCCUUGCUGCUUUUGUUGCAGAUGCUGCCUCGUCAGAUACACGUCUUCAUUACAUUGGAUUGCAGUCCAAUGACUUAGGCCUUACUAUUUUUAGCGCUCUCGCAGCCGCUGCUGCCAUCUAUACGCAGCAGCGAAACAGAACGCUCACUGCCGCUGCUGCCGCCGCUCUAGCGGAUGCGGCAGCAAGAGACGCAGAAGCAGCAAGAGCAGCAGUAGCAGCUGCAGCUGCUGCUGCUGUGAGCGCUGAUAGGCAGCCUCUUCUAGGAGCUGCAGCAGUAGCAACAGCCUCGAGAGGUUCAGGAGAAGCGUGCACUGCCACAGUCAACACUGUUGCUGCAGACGCUGAGCGACGCAAGAGGAGCCGAGAGACACCUGAUGAAGCUAAGCGCCGUGGUAACAAGGUGUACUGCGCAGCCGCUGCAGCGGAGGGAGGCUUGGCAGCAGCAGCAGCAGCAGCCGCAGCGCAGCAGGCGGCAAAAGGGUCGUCAUCGCUGGGGGCGAAGGCAGCGGCGGCAGCAGCUGCAGCAGCAGCAGCAGAAGAAGCGGCUGCUGCUGCUGCUGCGGCUGCUGCCGCGUCGAGGGAAAUCACACCGGACCAGGAAGCACUUGCUGCAGCGGAACUGGAGGCAACAGAAGCAGCGCAGCGAGCUGCACUAACAGCUUUUUGCAUGAUAGAGACUGCCCAGACGGAUCUUGAGCAGAUAGGCACGGAGCCAUCAGUGACGGGGGAUGUGCGCAUGUUUAUGUGUAGGGGCCGUGAGGUGUAUAGGGAGGUGCUGAAACAGCAGCGCAUGCUGCAGCAGCAGCUCCAGCUGCCGCAGCAACACCUGCAGCACCAGCAGGCCACACUCAGCAGCAGCGUAAGCGACGCUGAGACAGAAGGCGAUUCUGAGUUUCAGUUGUCGGAUGUUGCUGUGGAUCUAAGCAGCAGGAGCAGCAGAGCGUCCAGCACUGACAGCAGCUGCAGCAACAGCACGAACUCCAGUUCUUCGGCUAUGUCUCUUCCCCCCGAUGAAGUAGGGCUCAGUGCUAGCAUAGGCCUCCCCAU